UUUCUUUGGGAUUGAACUGCCAGGGGAAUGAAAAGAUUUUAUACAACCCCGUUGUAAAGAGCUGGCUUUGAGAGCUUCUGUCUCUUGACCUGGAUAUGGGGCAGCAAACCAGUCCGAACAGGAUCAGUCUUAGGAAGGUACAGCAUUUGCUUUUGUGUCUGCUCUCUGUGUUAUUUGGACCCAUGCUCAGCUCUGCAAGUUACACCAGAGCAACGGAAUUACUUUACUCAAUAAACGAAGGAUUACCCAAGGGAGUUGUUAUUGGGAACAUUGUGGAGGAUUUGCAUUUGGAUCGCUUUGCUGACCCUCCUCUUUCCUUCAGUCUGGCAUCAAAGGGGCUCAGUGAGAAAUAUGUGAGCCUUAAUAACAGAACAGGAGAGCUGUGCACAUCUGCAGAUGAGUUGGACCGGGAAGCCCUAUGUCAACAAAGCCUUGGUGGUCAGGAUUGUGUCCUUUUACUCGACAUCAUCAUUUUGCCUCAGGAAUAUUUCAGAUUUAUCAAAGUUAAAAUUGCAAUUAUUGAUGUUAAUGACAAUAUACCCCAGUUUCCUGUGCCACAGAUUUAUAUCACUGUGCCUGAAAAUGCUCCUGUUAAUACCAGGUUAGUAAUAGAGCAUCCUGCAUCUGACCCUGAUGGGGGAUUCAAUGGGGUCCAGACCUACAGAUUGGUGGAUUAUUAUGGUGUUUUUACAUUAGAUGUAGAGGAGAAUGAGAGUGGGGAAAGGACACCGUAUUUGAUCAUAAUGGGACCUUUGGACAGAGAGGUAAAAUCAGAAUAUAAGACUAUUAUUAUUGCUGAAGAUGGAGGAAAUCCACCUCUCCUGGGAUCUGCCACAAUGCUAAUUCAAAUUAGUGAUGUAAAUGACAACUGCCCUCAGUUCACUGAAUCUCUGAUUAAUGUUACACUUUCAGGAAAUUCUAGCACUGGGGCACAUGUGACAACAGUGCAUGCUGUAGAUAAAGAUUUAGGGCCCAAUGCUCAAAUUACAUAUGCUUUCAGUGAAAGAGUUUCCAAAGCCACAAAGGAAUACUUUAACCUUAAUGAAAUCUCAGGAGUUAUUAAACUCUCUAAGAAGAUAGAUGGCUCUACAAUCCAGCUGCACAAGUUAACUGUGCUUGCAAAUGGCCCAGGAUGCAUCCCAGCAGUUAUAACUGUAUUUGUUUUCAUAAAUAAAGUCACAUUUAGACCACCUGAUGUUGUUCCUCGCUAUAUAGCUAAUGAAGUCAAUGGAAUAGUUUACCUGAAAGAGUUAGAACCAGUCAAUUCUCCUAUUGCAUUUUUUACUAUAAAAGACCCUGAUGACAAAUACAAAGUAAAUUGUUACCUUGAAGGUGAAGGGCCUUUCAGAUUAUCAGCAUAUAAGACAUAUAAUAAUGAAUAUCUGCUUGAAACAACAGAUACAUUAGAUUAUGAGCAAAAACAAUUAUAUAACAUUGCAGUGGUGGCCCGUAGUUUGGACGGAUUCCUUGUAAAGAAAUUUAUAAAAGUGCAAAUUCUAGAUGAAAAUGAUAAUGCUCCUGUUUUCACCCAAUCAACAGUCGAGUUAACUAUUGAAGAAAAUAAUGCCCCUAAUGCAUUUCUGACCAAACUCUCUGCUACAGAUAUUGAUGGUGGUGAAAGUGGUCAUGUUUCCUUUUUCUUGGGGUCUGAUGCCCCGUCCUAUUUUUCUUUAGACAGUUUAACAGGAAUUCUUUCAGUCACCACCAUGUUAGAUAGAGAAGAAAAGGAGAAAUAUAGGUUCACUGUUAAAGCCAGGGAUAACGGCACACCUCCACAAGAGUCAGUAGCCACCAUACAUAUUACUGUGCUGGACAAAAACGACAACAGUCCUCGCUUCAUCAACAAGGAUUUUAGUUUUUUUGUUCCUGAAAACUUUCCAGGCUUUGGUGAAAUUGGAGUAAUUAGCGUCACAGAUGCUGACUCUGGACAAAACGGAUGGAUAGCACUUUCAAUAGUGAAUGGAAGUGAUAUUUUUGUAAUCGACACUGGGAAAGGACUCCUGAGAGCAAAGGUCUCAUUGGACAGAGAACAACAGAGCUCUUAUACUCUUUUGGUUGAAGCUGUUGAUGGUGGAGACCCAAGUUUGUCUUCUACAGCAAAAAUAACAAUCCUCCUGUUGGAUGUUAAUGAUAACCCCCCUGUUGUUUUGUUUCCUCAGUCUAAUAUGUCUUAUCUCCUUGUCCUCCCGUCAACUCUGCCAGGCUCCCCAGUCACUGAAGUGUAUGCUAUUGAUAGGGACACAGGAAUGAAUGCUGUUAUUGCUUAUAGCAUUAUAGGAAGAAGAGGCCCCAGGCCAGAAUCAUUUAGGAUAGAUGCCAAGACAGGUAACAUAACUCUAGAAGAAUCCCUGAUGAGAAAUGAUUAUGGUUUGUACAGAUUGCUAGUGAAAGUUAGUGACCACGGUUAUCCAGAACCACUUUAUGCCACUGUGAUGGUGAAUUUGUUUGUCAAUGACACUGUAAGUAAUGAAAGUUAUAUUGAAAGUUUGCUAAGAAAGGAACCAGACAUUAAUAUAGAAGAGAAGGAACCUCAAAUAGCAUAUGAGCCCACCCAUAAAAAAAUGGAAACCGAUUCAUGUGUACCUACUUUGGUAACACUUUCUAUAUUAAGUCUGGGGUCAGUCAUAUUAGUCACUAUAAUGGGAAUGUACAUCUGCUUAAGAAAAGGAAAGAAGGAUCACAGAAUAAAAGAAAACAUGGAGGUUCAGAUUCCUUUAAAUGGUAAAAUAGACUUCCAUAUGCUCGAGAAGAAACCAAUAGAGAUUUCAAAUAUUUAAUAUUUUUUAGAUGUAUCAUGUAAUACAAUCUGAAAUUUUGGAGAAUACAAUAACCUAACACAAUGUGUUAAGAAAGUUUAUAAUGAAGGGCCACUAAUUUAAAACAUAUAUAAUAAUAUAUGUAAAUAAAUCUUUACAGCUUUGUUAAUUAAAGCAAAAAUUGUUACAAAAUAUGUAAAGGUUUUUUUUUUGUUUUUUUAUAUACAUGUAAAUGAAUCACACUAAAGCUAUUAGAUAUUUGAGAUGCUUAUUCAACUUUUGUUUUCAUGUGUGAACACAGAAAAAAAACUAAAAUGUGUACUGUGGAAUAAUUUUUUAGUUAAAUUAUUAUCCAGCAGGGGGCUAAAACUUCAGUAUUAGAAUAUAUAUGUGUUCAAAACAAAAAAAUAACCUAAAAUAUAAAUUAUAUAUUUUUAAUGUUUUCUUGCCAUGUAUAAGGUUUUAACUGCAAAAUUCCCUUUCUAUAUUUAUAAAAAAAAUAGUUUAAAGAAAAAAAAUAUUAAAUAAUCGAAUGUGUUUUACCUCAGUAAUUUCACAUUUACUAGAAGUGCAAUUCAUUACCAAGCAAAACUGCUCCAAUGUUAAUUCCUUGUGCAGAAACACAAAUAUCUUUUUUCUUUUUUUUUUCUCUCAACAUUUUUGAGUAUAUAAAAGCUUUACUGGUUAUGUAUACAGGUAUACAAAAUGUAUGUUGAUAAUUUAAUGGUUGAAUUUAUAGGACAAUCAUUAACUGAAAUGCUUGACAACAUAUUUUCUUUCUUUUUUGUUUUGCAUUUUUAUUAAGAUACAUAUUUUUUUCUGAAAAGGUUAUAAACAAUGGAAAUGUAUUAAUCCUUUUUUUCAGAGUUUAGCUUAGAUGAUUAAAUAUAUUUUUUUUAGAGAAUAUAGAAGAGGGAACAAUUAUUUAUUCAUUCUAUUAAGGCAACAUAGCAUUUUAUUAUUAAUAUUAUUAUUGAUUAUAUUAUUAUAACCUUAUUAUUUUAAUUUAAUUCAAAGCAUACAUUUUCAGCUUUGUGACUGACUGUCAACAUAACUUUUGUAUAACACAUUGUUGAUUCUACAACAAAGCAGUUUUUCAACAUUUACCACUAUUCUCCUUUUGGUGUUCCCUUGUGUUUAUUAAGUUUGUUUUUAAAUUAAAUACUACCAUAUAACUGGGUAUGUUAACCCAUGACUUGCUGAAGUGAUGUUGCCCUACAGAUUGCAAUUUUUAUUACUGUAUCCAUGUGAUGUUCAACUGUAUAUACCAGCAAAGGGAAAGAUUACACAUAUUUCCAGCAUCAUGUCUGUACUGUACCAAAAGUGUUUAUAUGUCUUUAAAUUAAAGCUAUAUAUUUUCAUAAAACAUA
Bombina bombina (fire-bellied toad) is the source of this 4126-nucleotide messenger RNA. RefSeq names its product protocadherin 20 (gene PCDH20). The record is from RefSeq and is a predicted model, not a curated record. Bases 96 to 2777 code for a protein of 893 amino acids. The transcript is spliced from 2 exons. Gene Ontology annotation, molecular function: calcium ion binding. Gene Ontology annotation, biological process: homophilic cell-cell adhesion. Lineage: Eukaryota; Metazoa; Chordata; Amphibia; Anura; Bombinatoridae. Gene Ontology annotation, cellular component: plasma membrane.